CAAGUAAAGUCUCCCCUCCCUCAAACGCGUGCCGUGAAUAUAUCUGAUUUUUUACCAUUUAAUUUCGGUUUGCCAAUAAGCAUUGAGUAAUGUUGCUGAUAGAAAACAGUUGAACUGCGCAGAGAGUUCAGCUCAGUCGAAGCAGGAGCAAGGAGAGGGCAGAAAGCGGAGGGAUCGCUCUCGGUUUUAUUAUGCUCAAUUUGAACUGUGUUCGCCAAUCUAACCGCUCGGACUGAUGGUGAAAAGAAAGAAGACGUCGCCUACUAGCGAAGACCACGAAAACGGCAUGACCCCGGGCUCCAGGGAGGGCAUCGGCGUCGACGGGCGGACGAAUCCGUCCAGAAAGCCCGAAGGUUGCGACGACGACGACGACGAGGAAGAGGAGGAAGAGGAGGAGGAGGAGGAGGAGGAGGAGAGCGGAGAGCAGGCGAGCGAGGAGCGCAGUACAAAGGGGGACGACGACGGAGUGGAGGUUCUCAACCCGUCCGCCGCGGCUCUCAGCCCCGGUUCGGCUCCGGUUCCGCCGGCCGGCUCGGCGCACUCGCCGCCGGGCCGAACCGGAGCCGGCUCGACGCAGAGCCCGCAGACCUCGGCGGAGUCCGCCCCUCCGUGCCACGACCAGCAUCAUUUUCUGCGGUCGAGCGUCCGACCUCCGAGCAAGCGGAUCCGGAAGGAUUCGGUCGGCUCCGGCGUCAACGGACACGGCGGGGCGAAAUCGAAAGGGGCAGAGAAUGGCUCUUCUUCCCAGGGAACAGUCGGACAAUCAGGGCCGGUGGUUGGCUCCGCAGGCGGAGUGUCGAAGACCUCCAAGGGCCAGGGGUCUGCUGAGAAGGAGGAGCAAGCCGGUAACCAGAAGAGAGCUCGACGGCAGUGGGAGUCCUGGAGCACAGAGGACAAAAACAGCUUUUUUGAGGGACUCUACGAGCAUGGGAAGGACUUUGAGGCUAUCCAGAACAACAUUGCAAUGAAGUACAAGAAAAGAGGCAAGCCAGCCAACAUGGUGAAGAACAAGGAGCAGGUUCGCCACUUCUACUACCGGACCUGGCACAAGAUCUCCAAGCACAUCGACUUUGCGAAUGUGUACUCCAGAGUGCUGAAGAAAUCCUCUCAAGAACUCUACGGCCUCAUCUGCUAUGCCGAGCUGCGCAAAAAAGUUGGCGGGUUAAUGGAUGAUAAGAACGUGUCAAAGCUGAACGAACUAAUCCAGCAAGGGGCCACCACGGUGCGCUCCAAAGGGAGGAACCUGCGGAUCAAAGCCCCCAUGUGCCGAGCACUGAAGAAACUUUGUGACCCAGACGGAGUGAGUGAUGAGGAGGACCAGAAGCCCGUGCGUCUCCCCCUGAAGGUGGCCGUGGAGCUGCAACCACGCAGCAACCACUCCUGGGCCCGCGUCCAGAGUCUAGCCCACAACCCGCGCCUCAGGAUGGUGGUGGAGCUCCACAGGAAAGUCUCCAGCCUCAUUGAUUAUCUGAAACAGAAGUGGGCAUACCAGGACCAGCGCAUUCUUAAAAGUCUCAUGGAGAGGGAGGCUCUGGAGGUCGGCCCGUCCGCCACAGUCUCUCCCAGCAAAUCCCAGCAGGACGAUCUCUUUCUCUAUCCUGCUGAGAGCAGCACUUUGACCACACUGCCUGGUGUGGCACGUGUUGUUCACUCGAAGGCCUCCUGCACAGUACACUGGCUGGAGAACGGCAAGAAUCGGCCUAAUGCCAAGGAGUUGCCCGCCGCCCAGAUUCUGGGCAUUCACACCGCUCCGGCACUUCGGACCGGCCCCAAAUCUGGACGGGGAGGCGGCGCCGGUGCUUCAGCGACCGCGCUGUGUGAUAGUCGUCGAACUGACCCCCUUAACCCCGAGCCUUCACAAGACGGCUCUGCAAAGGCCGAGGAGAAGAGACCUCCGCCUGUUUCUGCCCCUGCUUCCUCUCUGCAGACUGUGGCUCUUGGGGAGGAGGGAACGGGGACAGGACCCCCUGAAGGGGGAAGGAUCUGUCCUGGCGUGAAGGCCAGUGGUGGUUCCGCAGCGACCAGAAGCAUUGAGAAGUCGUGUGGUGUCACAGAAAGCUCAUCGGAGCCGUGCAAUGAGGAGCGGAGCCCCAGCACGUCUUCCCCAGAGGCCAACCAGACUCCCCCGGCCAAACCUUCAGCCCCCGGCCCGGAGGAGGGAAUGUCGCAGGGCUGCGCCCCGGCAGCCAGGGAGCGGGCCGUCGAGCAGAUCAGAGGGGAGGGCUGGAGCGCGCGGGACGCCGAGAACGUCACCCUGGCUGAGCUCUACCUGAUGUUCGGGAAGCCGGGCAAGCUGCAGCUGGAGUACGAGUGGCAGCCCACCGCAGGUCCUCUCAACAGCCCAGAAAACGGACCAGCUCAGCGCAAGCCCAUCAGGACGCAACACGUUCUGCGCUGCCUGCUCAAGCUGGUUUCCACCGAGGUCAAUCCUAAACCUUUGGCUGCAGAGCUGUGCUCCACAGCUACAUCGCCACACAAGGCCCAUCAAGAGGAGCAAAGCCAGGCCCUCACGCCUCCGGGGAAGGGCCCCGUAGCAGGUGUUCGCAGCCCCAGCUGUGGCCGGCAGCCGGUCUCUGUCCGAGGAACCCGGCUGCACCUGCCAGCUGCCGGAGUCUCAGGUGGACGCAACCUUCCUCGCUCUCUGCUGGGAGCGGCGGCGAGCAGCGACGCCGAGAGCGGCGUGUUUGCGGUUCCCACCACGCUGCCCCCCAACAGCUCGCGGCACAACAGAAUGUUUUCCCCCAACAAGGAAGCAGAGCUCGCCCUCAAGCAGCAGCUCGACUCCAUCAGUAUGAAGUCGGAUCUUUUCCUUUCCAGACAGAGAAAACCUCGAAACAGACAACUCCGGAAACCACUUGUCGUUCAGCGAACACUUCUACCGCGAACCACAGGAGACACUCCCCAGCACGUCUGCUCCUUCUCCAUCCUCUCCAACUCCUCUGCCACAGGAACUGGAUCUUUCCGGCCAAUCCACACUCGCCUGGGUCCUUCCCCCCGCCCCCUCCUGUCCAAAGCUUCCCCUGCGGCGUCCAGCUCUGCAGCGGCCAGCCAGCUCUCCAGUGCCAUUGACCUGGCUGCUAAGUCGGCAGGAAUCAUCCCUGGCAGUCCCUGCCGGGAGCUGAGCCCUCCCACUGCUGAUACCGGCACCCUGCUCCACACCGCGCCCAUUGUUGAUGCUGAAACCGACGCCCAACUCCUCCAGCACAGCGUCCCAGAGAAUGGUCACCCUCCACCUUCUCCUGGACUGACUGGUGGUGGGGACUCUCUCCUCUCUCCACCCAGCGUGGCCUCGCUGCUGGACAUCUCCCUCCCAGGCCCCCCCGAGGAGGCUCUGGUCCCCGGAGAACCUCAGACGCACAUCAGUGACUCCAUCAUCGAGCUCGCCAUCAACUCUGCCCACUAUGGCGAGGAGGCCGCUCUCUCUCCAGCCAAGCUGAGCAACAGCGACUCCUCCAAGCUGUUGGCCUCGUCUCCCUCCGCCAGCCCCUCCAGAGGCUGGAUCCCGUCGCCCUGCCACGACCCCCAGUGGUACCCCAGCGACUCGUCUGACUCCACACUGGGAUGUCUCCUCUCCAGCAUGGUUUCUCCUGAUAAGGGCAAGCGGACCACCCUAACCCCGUCCGGCCCCUCCAGCGGCACGGCUCUGCUCGGUCCCAGCCUCCUGGACUGCAACUCCCAUGAUUCCUUUCAGUCCCGUGGCCUUCCUGAUGUGGCAGAGAUGGACUCUCAGCUCGCCUGCAUGAUGAGCGAGAGCAGCGUGGACUACAUCGCUCGCUUCAACGACCUCGCCCAAGAGCUGGCAGUGACCGAGCCCCCCAUCCCACCACACUGAGGUGGAGGGGACCUCGCUCCGGCGACCACCUGGAGGCCGCUGUGUUGUCCAGCGCGCCUGUCCCUCCUGUAGUGGAGAAAAGACCCCUCCAGCGCCCCCCUCCCUCCCUCCCUCUCCCUCCCCGGCCCUGUUUGUAAAAGUGCAAUAAUGACAGUGAACCACGACAUUGUUCAACGCGAGUUGUUGGAUUCACUGAACUGUUCUUUAAAGUAAAACGCCCUUUAAAAACAAACACUUUAGUAAAAACAAAUGCGUUUACAAAACACAACCUCAUGUACAGGAAAAUACUAUGCCAUAUUUGAACAAUUUUGACUUGAUCUUUUACGUCUCUUCCUGCUCUGUGCGUUUGUCUGGUCUUUUAUUCUCUCAGAUUAAGCCCCACAAAAUGUGUGAAUCUGCCACAAUGUGCAGCGCAGAUCCCUUUAGGCCACGUUCACACUAACCCGUUUUCGCUUUAAACCGACCUGAACGCAGACAGCAAACAGCCGGGUGCCACCGGGGACUCGUUUCAACAUGUGUGACGAAUAUCAAGCGUUACCUGCUCUCUCGUCCCUCCCUUGGCCGUCGCUGUUUUUCGAGGGAUUUUCUGCAACUAAACCAACUACAGUUUGUGCAUCUCGUCAUCAUCGUCCUCGCCCCACGCAGGUCAAGUGGACGUUAUUGCUCAUGUGUACGUUUGCAAAGGUCGAUGCUGACGCACGCGUGUGCACGGAGGUCGUGUAGAGUAAGUGUGGAUGUAUUUAGAUACUUUUUUCUAUAAUUGGAUUGGAAAGUAUACAGCAAAGCCCUCCUUUUCACAUGAUUGUGAUCAGGACACGUGUUCUGAAUCAGGUUUGUCUGUUACAUGGAAAAUGGCAGCUUUUGUUGUUUUUCCUUCACUGGAAGCCUGCGCUAAAAUCACAUUGGAGUCGCUUCACGCAAUUGAUCAUUUAUUAAUGUGUGUUGAGAUGAAAAUAGCAAUGCAAUACUCUUCAGGUUGGUUUUUAGUUUUGCUAUUUGAAAUAACCUUGUGCAUAUACUUUAGCUCUCUUGCUGGUAUCAAAGAGGCGAGUUGAGCUGUUUCUAGUCCGCACUCUAAACCCAGAAUAUGAACGGACUGGUUAAGAAUGUCAGGUGUAACAUGCAGUUUCAACUGUGCGAGAGGAGGCAGUCACACGGAAUGGAAUGAUGUUAAACACUAAAGCCAUAGUUUUAGCAUUUUUUAGGUAGUGUUCUUUAACCACCAGUCAAAUCGGAAACAUUAAUACUCAUCGGCUAGUAGGGAUUCCCGUGGCUUACAGAACACUCCAUGUCUUGACGUUAAGGUGUGUAGAGUCCAAUGUACCACUGUUCACACCGACCGAGUGAAGUCCGUUUUUCUGAAUUUAGAUUAACCAGCAUCACAAAUAUGCAGUAUUGUGAACAAUAUAUAGGAGAGCUUUUGUUCGCAUUCCACAAAUGGAAUUUAAAAUAUUCUGUCUCCAAGCACCUUGAGGGCUUUGACUCUACAGUGUAAAAGCUCUUCUCAUGUUUAUUCAUUUGUGAGACUGCUUCAUCCUCACAUACAAGAUGAUUCUUAAUAAGAAAUAAACAGCAGGUUUAUCCCUGAAUCUGGCUUGUUUAAGAUGUUGAAGGAGGUAUCUGUAUAAAUGUCAAUAGACUUUCCUGCGCUUUUGUAAGAUAAGGUAAAUUCUUGUUUGGACUAUUUAUUUUUAACAUUUUAAAAAGUUGUUUUUGUCUAAAUUAAGAAACACUGAGAAAGAUGUUUAAUGUGUUUUUAUUCUGUGUAUAAAGAUAGUUAUUAAAAACC
Gasterosteus aculeatus aculeatus (three-spined stickleback) is the source of this 5621-nucleotide messenger RNA. It is a transcript of the gene cramp1, whose product is annotated as cramped chromatin regulator 1. Gene Ontology annotation, biological process: pattern specification process. NCBI's taxonomy places the organism in Eukaryota, Metazoa, Chordata, Actinopteri, Perciformes, Gasterosteidae. Gene Ontology annotation, molecular function: chromatin binding. Gene Ontology annotation, cellular component: nucleus. The record is from RefSeq and is a predicted model, not a curated record.